Molecule: messenger RNA, 1557 nt
Organism: Trypanosoma conorhini
Lineage: Eukaryota; Euglenozoa; Kinetoplastea; Trypanosomatida; Trypanosomatidae
Product: mucin-like glycoprotein
Exons: 1
Source: RefSeq, a predicted model, not a curated record
GUUUCUCCUAAAUGCCCUGGCACCGCCAAAGACAUCUGCGCGGGCGGGGGCGGAAUGAAUUUCUUUUCGUGCGGCUGCAGGGCGCUGCUGCGUGAACUUAGUGGGCUGCCGUCUUUUUCUUCCUUCCCUCUCCCUGCUCUCACUCGCUGCGCCGCACCCCACCGCGCCCCCCAUUUCUCUCUCUGUUUCUUCCUCUUCGCUGCCUCGCAGCCCACUGGCUCUGCUGCGACGCUACUGCCACCACCACCACCGCUGUUUUUACGGAUGGCGCUGACGGUGCGGCGCCGUGCGGUGUGCGCCCUGGCGCUCCUCGCGCUGCUCUGCGGCUGCUGCGCCUCGUUUGUGUGCGGUGCGAAUGCUGGGGAGGUGAAUGUGUUUUUGGAGGUGUCGUGCCCGGACACCGGCAACAAGUUGCGUUGGCGCGUCGCCGGUGAGAAAACGUGGCAGGCGUGUUCAUUCGGUAUGGAUGAUGUGCUUGGUUUCAGUGGAAAGUUGGACAGCCCGAGUGAUUCCGUGUGCGCCUGGGCCGUGUUUAUGUACCCGGCGCCCGUCCGCCGUCACGGGCGCAGUGGAUCCGCAGCAGCGGACACUGUUGCCUUGACGCUGCAGUGCGGGACGGAUAUCAACAGCGAAGUGUACAAGCGGUGGCUAAUCGCAAAUAAAAGUACCGCCGAACAAAUUGCUGCUGUUGCGAGCAGCGAUUCACCUGGCACGCUAACGGGCUGCGCCACGCAAACGUCCAGUGGGGAAGCAUGCGGAGAGGGGGAGGAGGAGGAUGAGGAUGAGGAUGAGGGGGACCUUGAGGGGCCUGCAGAAGAGGGCACACCUGAAGAAGAAGCGGCUACUCAGUUGACGCAGGAAGCAGACCGAGAAGCAGGCGACGCCCCAACACUUUCUAAACUCACGCCCAACUCCGACACAGAGGAAGCAGAAGAGGCGGAGGAUGAAAAAGAAAAGGAGGAGGAAAAAAAGACAGAAGACAGUGGCGAUGCAUUGGCGUCCCCACCGUCGGCAGCGCCGGAUGCGGCCGAUGCUCCUCGCCCAGGCGCAACUGAGCAGGCCGUCGGUGCGGAAACUUCUGAGCGGCAACGAGGGCCCUCGCCUCCCGCAGACGGUGCAGGCACGGCGGGCCCGGUGGGUGACGCGUCUGUGCAGAGUGGGCCCAUGGAUGACGGCCAGGCGCAGCAGACCCCUCCGUCGCACGCGCCAGAGGCCGUUGGCGGCGUGCCGUCUGCUUCCGCCGCGCCCACCAGCGAGACGCCAAACGCUGCCGCCAAAGAAAAUGGCGCAGGCCCCCAAACUGCGGCGGACGCGGACGGCGGCCACGGGGCCCCCAGCAACGCCGCCACGGCACCCACGGCUCAGGCGCCUGGGCAGCCAGGCAGCCCGCCAACACGCGACGCUGCACCGCACUUAAGCAACAGCUCCGCUGCCUUCAAGAACAUGACAGGGCCGUUCCCGAUGAACACAGAGAGCGACGGCGCUGUGCGUGGGUGCGUGAAUUGGCUAUUGCUGCUUGCCCUGCUGGGGCUUUGUGGCGUCACGGCAGGCUUCUGA